CUUCUAUGUUCAUUUCGUUUGACACCUCGGGCAAGCGAAAUGUGGCCGGAGAAAUCAGUCGACGCGGUGGCCUACACCUCCGCCCUGGAUGAUGGUUCCGCACCCUCGAACAAGGGCGGAACCACCCAGGAUAGCCAGGAUAUGUGGCGGGUGGGCCGAGACCAGGAGUUGAAUCGCAACUUUCGAUUUCUGUCGGUGCUGGGGUUCAGCGCCGUGUUGAUGUGCACCUGGGAGGCCGUCCUCUUUGGCGCAUCAUAUGGUCUCACGGACGGCGGCAAGGGGGGUAUGAUCUACACCUACCUCGGUGUGCUGUGCGGAUUCAGUUUCGUCAUCCUGUCCAUGGCCGAGAUGGCCUCGAUGGCUCCCACCUCGGGCGGGCAGUACCACUGGGUGUCCGAGUUUGCCCCUCCGAGUUGCCAAUGCAUCCUCAGCUACAUCACCGGUUGGGUGUGUGUCCUGGGCUGGCACACAGGCAUCGCGGGGUGCUGUUACACCGUCGCCAACAUGUUGGUCGGUCUGUUGGCGAUCAACUAUCCCGACUCCUAUACCUACGAGCCGUGGCAUGUCACCUUGCUCGUCAUUGCCGUGGCCGUGGCCGCGUUGAUCUUCAACACCCUGCUCGCCCAGAAGCUGGCCCUGAUUGAGGGGAUCAUUCUGAUCGUGCACUGCUUCGGUUUCUUCGGCAUCCUGAUCCCUCUAUGGGUACUCUCGCCGUCUGUGCCGCCGUCCGACGUCUUUGGCUCGAUUGUCGACCGCGGCGGCUGGGGCAGUACCGGCCUCUCCUGCUUCGUGGGGGUCGUUGGUCCGAUUUAUGCCUUGAUUGGCCCUGACUCGGCGGUACACAUGUCCGAGGAGAUCCGCGAUGCCUCGCGGGUGCUUCCCAAGGCCAUGGUGUGGACCCUUAUUCUGAAUGGCGGCACGGGCUUCGUCAUGAUUGUGACCCUCGCCUUCUGUGUCGGCAACAUCGACGAGGUGCUGGCGUCGACCACCGGCUUUGCCUUCAUCCAGGUGUUCCUGAACUCGACGGGAUCGGUGCCCGCGGCGACGGGGAUGACGGUCGUGAUCAUGAUCAUGCAAUUCUGCGCGACGAUCAGCAACGUGGCCACCACCUCGCGCCAGAUUUACUCCUUUGCCCGCGACGGGGGAGUCCCCUUUGCGGGAUUCUUCUCCAAGGUCAAUGCCACCUUCCUGGUCCCGCUGAACGCCCUCUACGCCAGCCUGGUGAUCGUGUCCCUGCUCUCGCUGAUUAACAUCGGCUCGGCCGUGGCCUUUAACGCCAUCAUGUCGCUGGGCACUGCCGCCCUGCUGUCCUCGUACCUGAUCUCCAUCAGCUGCGUGCGGCUGCGGCGGUGGCGGCAGCAGCCCCUGCCCCCCGUGCGCUGGAGCAUGGGCCGAUUCACCCCCUUCGUCGACACGGUGUCUCUGCUGGUGCUGGCCAUUGUAUUUGUGUUCACCUUCUUUCCCCUGACCAACGACACCGCCCCGUCGGAAUUCAACUGGGCGAUUGUGAUCUUUAGCGGGGUGGUGGUCUUCGCCUUGGGAUACUAUGCGAUCUAUGCCCGCAAGGUAUACAAGGGGCCAGUCACCAGGGUGCGGGUUGCCCAGUAGAGCCCGUGUCCCGGGGAAAGGGUAGUAGGGUAGAAUUGCCCGGUCCACGGGGGCGUUUAACAUCCGAAUAAAUUUUGGCAGUCGCGGUUGCGCGAGUAUGAGCCAUAUAAUCAAUUGCCCUGUUUUCUAAUGUUCGCAGAGUGAGAAGC
Molecule: messenger RNA, 1757 nt
Organism: Aspergillus heteromorphus CBS 117.55
Lineage: Eukaryota; Fungi; Ascomycota; Eurotiomycetes; Eurotiales; Aspergillaceae
Product: putative amino acid permease
Exons: 7
Coding region: 40-1608 (522 amino acids)
Biological process (GO): transmembrane transport
Cellular component (GO): membrane
Molecular function (GO): transmembrane transporter activity
Source: RefSeq, a predicted model, not a curated record